Rhopilema esculentum is the source of this 1886-nucleotide messenger RNA. RefSeq names its product CCR4-NOT transcription complex subunit 11. The record is from RefSeq and is a predicted model, not a curated record. Lineage: Eukaryota; Metazoa; Cnidaria; Scyphozoa; Rhizostomeae; Rhizostomatidae. Gene Ontology annotation, cellular component: CCR4-NOT complex.
AAUGUUUUAGGAUACAAAAUAGCUUUGAUUAUAUCUCAGCAUUGAGCGCUCUAUGCAGAUUGUUUGUGCCAUCGUGUUGAAGCACAAGUCUUUUCGUGAGCCUCGUUUGCAUUUUUCUCAAUAUGGUAGGAAUUGCCAAAAUUGCCAAAAUCGAUGUAAAAGCAUGAUAAAAACAAAGAAAGAAUAAUGACGCUUUCUCCUCCAGAGCUCUCGACGUUGAUGAGCAUACUGACAGAAGAUGCAGCUGCAGGCUCUUCAUCAUUUGAAACAUUGGCCAAUGCUUUGCAUCAUCACUUUGGCUCAAAUGAUUACUUCAGAGUUGGAACAGCAAUCCUUGUGUGGCUCCAGAAUCCAGAUUUACUAUCUCACCAGUAUCAACAAAUAACAAUGCUGUUUCUGUUACAUGAAAUGUACAAAACACAGCCAUUUGCAAAGAACCCAUUUGCACAAAUAUUUAUAGAUGUUUUGAGUGACAGAAAUGCAAGUUCUGGACUACCAAGGCUGUCUCUUUCUGAAAAGUAUUUCAUCUUUCAGUUAGUUACCUCAACAGCAUUCACACGCGAGAUGCAAAAGAAGACACCAAAACAUAUUCUUUCCUUGGAUGCAAGCAAUGAGAAGCCCUAUGACACCAGUACUCUACAAUCUGCCAUUAAUGAAAAGAUGAAAAAUCUUUCAGAAGUUAGCAAAUCAGGAAUAAGUUGUGUGGUUUCAGAUCCUGAUCCUGACAAAAGUGGUACACUAGACCUGCGCAUUAUGAGAGAGGUCGUGGAACAACUUAUUUGUUCUUCAAAUCCACCUGCAGAAGAUACAUUUCAGCCUCCUUUUGUUCGAUUGGCUCCUCCAUUACACGAAAGUGAAAACGAGAUGAUUUGGUUGAAUCCGCCAGAAUCAAGUUACAAAGUUGAAUGGGAUCUGAUGAUGUGUGCUGAGAACACCAAAGAAGCAGAGUUGAGACAGCUAAUGUCAAAAGCAUUUAAGGGUCCGUUGACAUUAAUGCAACAACAGCAACUUUUAAGUGAACUUGAUAAAGAUCCAAAGCUAGUUUAUCACGUUGGACUCACACCAGUUAAGCUUCCUGAUCUUGUGGAAAAUAACCCUCUAGUUGCGAUUGAGGUAUUGUUGAAGAUGAUGCAGUCAACGCAAAUCACAGAAUAUUUCACAGUCCUGGUUAACAUGGGGAUGUCGUUGCAUUCCAUGGAGGUUGUCAAUAGACUGACAACAGCUGUGGAGCUUCCGCGCGAGUUCAUUCACCUUUACAUAUCAAACUGCAUUUCCAAAUGCGAGACGAUAAAAGACAAGUACACCCAGAGCAGACUUGUGCGACUGGUCUGUGUCUUUCUCCAGUCAUUAAUUCGCAAUAAGAUCAUCAACAUUCAGGACAUACUAAUCGAAGUUCAGACAUUUUGCCUUGAAUUCAGCAGCGUUCGAGAAGCAGUGGCUCUCUACAGAUUAUUACGCGCCGUUGAAGGCCAUGAUGUGGACAAGCCCGUGACGUCAAAAGCAUAGUUAUUAAACAAAGUAGUUCGUUAUAUUUCGCUGGGUCCAGUGAGGGCUACUUAUACCGGGUAAAGGUUACUUUUUAGAAGCAAAGAAAGUAAUGGUAGCUCUUUUCUCAGUAUCACCUUCAUUUUGGACGAUGAAAAAGAGAGGGACUGAAGGCCUCGUUUCGAUCAAUCGGAUUCACAAAGAGAUCCUUGCUGACAACUUUCAUCGUCCUUAUAGUCAUCAAUUUUUCAUUUCUCAUCGUGUUGCAUUUAGACUGCUUUUAAGGACUAAAAGUGAUCGAAUCUUGGAAUAAAUUCCCAUAAACAAAUCAUUAUAGCCAGUUGUUGUACGUAGCUUGAUGACAUUAUAAUAAUUUUGUUGGUAAAAGUGGCCAAUGAAAU